This is a messenger RNA of Sitophilus oryzae (rice weevil), 1943 nucleotides long. Its product is annotated as alkylglycerol monooxygenase-like. Gene Ontology annotation, biological process: lipid biosynthetic process. Bases 190 to 1638 code for a protein of 482 amino acids. The record is from RefSeq and is a predicted model, not a curated record. NCBI's taxonomy places the organism in Eukaryota, Metazoa, Arthropoda, Insecta, Coleoptera, Curculionidae. Gene Ontology annotation, molecular function: iron ion binding; oxidoreductase activity. Gene Ontology annotation, cellular component: endoplasmic reticulum. The transcript is spliced from 8 exons.
CCUGGGUUUAAUUGAAUCUGUUAACAAUAUCAUUGAUAACUUCGUCGAGUAACUUUCAAGUAUAUUAUUAUAGUUCUGAUAAAAUUAGAAUAGUGUUUUUUGGACCUUUGCCAGUCGAGCAGAUUAUGUGAACAAUUUUUUAAUACAAGUGUCGCGUAUUUAAUUGUUUCUUUAUUUUUUUUUGUCAUAAUGUCGCUUUUGGAAAAUUGCACAAACUCUAGUGAAUGUGAUGUAGUAACUUCGGUUUUUGUACGCUUAUCUGAUGAGAAAAAUAUCAAAAAUGUUUGGGAAACAGAAGCCCUAAUUGACUUUGUUAAGGGUGUAGGGCGAAUGUUUUACAUUGUCAGUCCAGCAGAAACGACUUUUUCGAACGCCAAAGAUGUACCGAAUUUUUUCCGAAAUGCUUGGCCAUACUUCCUGCUGUUCAUGAUCGUAGAAAAUAUACUCCUUUGGAUAGAAAAAAAGCCUUUGGUACGAUUGAACGACAGCAUAACUAGUCUUUCUCAUGGACUGAUUAAAGAAUGUGGAAGACUUCUUUUUCGGAGUUCCGAAAGCUACCUCUACUUUUACAUAUACGAACAUUUUCGUAUAUGUGACUUACCUUGGGAUAUGCCCAUAACAUGGUACCUUGCCGCCAUUGGUGUCGACUUUUGUUACUAUUGGGUUCACAGAGCGUGCCAUGAAGUUCAUAUUUUGUGGGCUCAACACCAAGUGCAUCAUAGUUCAGAAGAUUAUAACCUAGCUGUCGGUCUAAGACAAUCAGUAUUGCAAGGAUGGUGUGGAUUUGCCUUUUAUCUGCCUCUUGCUUUAAUUAUACCACCAUCGCACUUCAUAACCCAUCAACACUUCAACCUGUUGUUCCAAUUCUGGAUUCACACCGAAACCGUUAGCACAUUAGGACCAUUAGAAUGGAUAUUCAAUACCCCAAAUCAUCACAGAGUACAUCACGGCAGCAAUAUAUACUGCCUAGACACAAACUAUGGAGGUGUGCUGAUUAUUUGGGACAGAAUAUUUGGUACUUUCGCUAAAGAGAAAGAAGACGAAGAAAUCAUCUAUGGCUUGGUAUAUAAUCAACCGUCGUUUAAUGUACUCCAUCUACAGACUUUUUAUACACAUUAUGUAAUAACGAAAUUCAACGCAAUGAAAUCUUGGAGGGAAAAAUUGGCUGCAAUAUUUUACGGACCUAGUUGGCAACCUGGCAGACCUAGAUUAGGCACAGAGGAAGAUAAAGUCAAGGUGACGAAAAGAACAAAAUAUGAUGUUCAACUGUCUUUGUGGUGUAAUCUCUAUUUGAUGGUGCAUUUCUCAGUAAUGGUUUAUGGUUUUCACCAAUUAGCUUUAAGAUAUAUGGCUCUAAGUCCCAUCAGCGUAUUGGCCUUCGUGAUUUACAUUAUCGCUUCACUGACCAACAUCGGGAUGCUGUUCGACAAGCACAAGUUCGCUCCAGUGUUCGAAGUGCUCAGAUGCAUGAUCCUGGUCACAGUUGUACAGAGAAUGAGCUUUCCAGACAUCGAUUCGUCUACGCUACUGCUCGCAGAAGUGUUCUUUUUACUGUCAGGCAUAUUUUGGUUCCUUCAGAGCAUCAGUAUUCUCGAGAUUUCGUCGACCUUAAAAACAACUUCACGAAAAAGGGACUAGAUCCAAAAUAUGUGUACAUUUUACUUAACUAAAAAGUUGUAAUUUAUUUAUUUAUUUUAUAUGUAAUACCUACAUAUAUUACAAUACAGUAUAACAAAGCUAUGUUCCUUCGUUUUAAGAAGGUAAAAUUAGUACUGUAUGUAACAGUGUUCAAAAUUCGCCAGUAAUUAAAAUAUUGAUUUUAAGUAUUUUUAGUGACUAAGUGAUAUUUUUGUGAUAAUUUAUUUAUUGUGUACUUUAGCUAUUAGUUUGUCUUUGUUAAAACUUUUAAGCAAUAAAUUGAUACUCAUAAUGUAUGUAUAUUA